ACAGUGAGCUGCUUGGUUUUUGCCACUCUCAGCCUCCUGCUUUCCCUGCUGCCCUUAGGAUCCCUUAGCUGCUAAUAGAGACGCUCGGCCCAGCGUGCCCCAUUCCCCGUUACCUGAAUCCCAGCGUGCUGCUUACUAAAGAAGAUCAGGGAAGAAGACAAAAGCCCCCCACCCUCUUCACCACCUCCCCUUUUCUCUGUAAUUCCGGGGGGCUUCAUCAGGCAACUGGUUCGGGAAACAGAAAAGGAGUCCAAGGAGGCGAAGCGGAAAAAACAGUCAUUGGCCAGCUCACAAGAACAGACGGCUCCAGAAAAUAGUGACAGCCCUGUCCAGAGGAGCCAUAACCCCUCUGGAUCACAGAGUCCCCAGGGCAGCCAGCCUGAUCCAGCAUCCCCCAGCCCUAGUGUUGUUGUCGAGAACAUUCCUAAUGAGAAGGAAGGGAUGGCCAGCCCAGAACCGGUGCUGACGAGCAGCAUAAAUGGGGAAAACUCUCAAGGCAAUGGCACCAUGGAGACCCCUCCGAGGAAGCCGCAGCCCCUCAAGAGGGCCAGGAAGACCAGUGAUGUGCUGCUGAUGGUGGCCAAGCUCAAUUCAGAAUUACCCAAGCCAGAGCAGAGGACUCACCCAGUUGACUCUCCUGCCCAUAAGCCUCCUUCCUCCAUUCCAGAGCCAAAGGGGGAUAAGAAAGGGCAACCUCCAGGAGACACUUGUGGUCCACAGAAAGCUACUGAAGACUCUGCCAAAAAGGCAGAGAAACUGAGGACAGUGGGCAGCCCAGGCUCCACAGAUAUGCCUCCCAAGAAGAGUGAAGGGCCUCAGAUCAAAGUGGGCAAGUGCAGCAAGGUGCCCCAGACCAAGGGGCUGACAGGGGGUGAGCCCCAGAGUAAAGAGGACCUGGGGACCAAGCCCCAUGCCAAAGGGGAAGAUCAGGGAGGUGAGGCUGGGGUGAAAGGGUUGGAGGACAAAGCCCAAACACCCCAAAUAAAGGGGGAGGGCCAGCCCCACACAAAAGGAGAGUCAGGGGGAUGAGCCCCAAAGCAAGCUGGGAAAGGACACAGUGGGGACAGUGAAGGAGGCCCAAAGCAAAGCAGGAAAGGGAGACAGAGCCCAUAUCCAGAUGAAAAGGUGGGGUGAAUCCCUGAACAAAUGGAGGAAAAGGAGCAGUUCCCAGAGUCAGGCAAGGAAGGACAGUGAAUCUCAAACCCAGGUGAAGAAGGAUAGUGAGCCCCAAAGUCAGGGCAGAAAGGAAAGUGGACUCCAAAGUCAGAUAGGGAAGGAGUGUGGGUCCCAGAGUCAGGUGGGGAAGGGGGAUGAGAAGGGGAAUGGUCUCCAAAGCAAAAGCAGGAAGGAAGAUGACUCCUCCCAAAGGGAAAGAAAUGGGAGUGAAGCUCUCAAAGAAGGAAAGGAGGGCCAUGGAUCUCCCACCAUUGAGAAAGAGGGAGGCACACCUGAUAACAAGGAGGAGACCAAAGAAGCCCUGGUGAUGAUGGAGGAGGAAGAGAAGGCAGAGGGAGAGAGAGGCCAAAGUGUCGACCCAGACAAGGAGCCGGAGGACAGAUGGUACGAAGCUGAGAAAGUCUGGCUGGUUCAGAAGGAAGGAUUCACACUGGCAACGGUGCUGAAGCCAGAUGUGGGGACCCCAGAGCUGGCUGCAGGGCGAGUGAGACUUUGCAUUGAUGCAGACAAAUCCAUCACUGAGGUGGACGAGGAGAACAUUCAUCGUGCCAACCCCCCGGAGCUGGAUCUGGCCGAGAACCUGGCCUCGCUGCAGAGCCUCAAUGAGUCCAGCGUCCUGAACACACUUUGGCACCGAUACCAGGCCCAGCUCCUGCACACAUACACAGGACCAGACCUGAUCGUCUUCCAGCCCCAGGGCGCCCCAGCUCCUUUGUCUUGGAAGGUGCCCAAAGGAAGGAGGGAUGGCCUGGCGCCCCACGUCUGCUCCCUAGCCCAGAAGGCCUACUGGGCCAUGCUGAGCCAGCACCAGGACCAAACCAUCAUGCCCCUGGGCAGGAGCGGGUCUGGCAAAAGCACUUGCUGUGAGAGAGCCCUGGAGUACCUGGUGGGCAGCGCUGACGUGGAUGGACAGGUCUCAGCAGAGAAGAUCCGUGCCACCUUCACCAUCCUCAGGGCCUUCGGCUCGGUGCUGACUGAUCACAGCCACAGCUCCACACGCUUCUCCAUGGUCAUGUCCCUAGACUUCAACGCUACUGGCCGUGUCACAGCGGCCCACCUCCAGACCAUGCUCAUGGAAAGAAUCCGAGUGGCCCGGCAGCCAGAAGGGGAGGGAAACUUUGCUGUUUUCUCCCAGAUGUUGGCGGGGCUGGAUCUCAAUACCAGGACAGAGCUGUACUUGCACCAGAUGGCAGAGAGUCACUCCUUUGGCAUGGGCGUGUGGGCCAAGCCUGAAGAGAAGCAGAAGGCUGCAGCGGCAUUUUCUCACCUCCAAGGGGCCAUGGAGACGCUGGGCAUCUCUGCGAGUGAGCAGCAGGCCAUUUGGAGGGUGCUGGCGGCUAUUUAUCACCUCGGAGCAGCAGGGGCGUGUAAAGUUGGCAGGAAGCAAUUUAUGCGAUUUGAAUGGGCCAACUAUGCUGCUGAGGUUCUGGGCUGUGAGUACGAGGCGCUGACCACCGCCGUCUUCAAACACCACCUCCGACACAUCAUCCAGCAGGCGACGUCCAGGCUGAACCAACCCAGCCAGAAGGAGGAGCUCGACGUGGGGCCCAAAAUGACAGGUGUGGAGUGUGUGCAAGGGAUGGCUUCGGGCCUCUAUGAAGAACUAUUCUCAGUCAUCGUCUCGCUUAUCAACAGGUCCUUGGCCUCCAGCCAUCUCUCCAUGUUCUCCAUCAUGGUGGUGGACAGCCCAGGCUUCCACAACCCUCGGCACCAGAAGAAAGAGCGGGCGGCCACUUUUGAGGAGCUUUGCCACAAUUACGUCCACGAGCGGCUGCAGACCUUGUUCUUCCAAAAGAAGUUUGAGUCAGAGCUGGAGCGGUAUGGGGAGGAAAAGGUGGUGGUUCCCUUUGAUCUCCCAGAGCUCUCCCCAAGGACCACAGUGGCAAUCAUCGACCAGAAUCUCUCCCAGGUGUGCGUUCCAGUUGCGGGCCAAGCGGAGGAACCCAAAGGCCUUCUCUGGGUCCUGGAUGAAGAGGUCCGGAUCGAGGGCUCUGGUGACAGUGCCGUGAUGGAUCGCUUGUGUUUAGCCUUUGAGAAGAAGGAAGCUGGUGCUGAUGAACCACCUGCCUUCCGCAAGUGUGAGCAUGGCCUGCAGUUUGAGAUCUCCCACCAGCUGGGCAGGGACCCUGUGCGCUAUGACCGUGGGUGGAUUCAGAAAGCCAAACCCAACCUCUCAGCCUUGAACGCUAGUCAGGUCUUGCAGCAGUCCACAAGGGAGGACCUCAGCAGCCUGUUCCUGCCUCGCUCCAGAGUGCCCCCGGUCUGCCGGGCAGUGGCUGGCAUGGAGGGCUGCUCCCAGCAGGCCUUGAAUCGGGUCGGUUGUGUGAGGAAGACGUUUGCCAGUAGCUUAGCAGCCGUAAAGAGGAAGGCCGUGUGCACCCAGAUCAUCCUCCAGAUGGAUGCUUUGACCAAUGUGAUCAAACGGUCCCAGUUGCAUUUUAUCCAUUGCCUGGUCCCCAGAUCAGGAUCAGAGGACAGAGGAGGGAAUGCCUCCCUGGCACCAGCCCACAGAGAGCACCCCCUGGACAUCUCCAGCCUGAGGGUCCAGCUGGCUGGAGCUCAGGUCCUAGACGCCCUGAGGCUGCACCGGAUUGGUUACACAGACCACAUGGGCUUCACCCGAUUCAGGCGGCAGUUCCAAGUUCUGGCUCCAGAGUUUAUGAAGAAGCUUUUGCUGGCCCAUGAGAGGAUGGAGGAGAGGAAGCUUAUUGAGGAAAUCCUGCAGGAACUGGAUCUGGAGAAAGCAGCUGCCCAGCUCGGCAACACGCAAAUUUUCCUGAAGUCAGGCAUCAUCUCCAGGCUGGAAAGGCAGAGGGAGAAGCUGGUGUCUCGGAAUAUAAUUCUCUUUCAAGCUGCCUGCAAGGGAUUCUUGUCCCGUCAACAAUUCAAGAAAUUGAAGAUCCGGCAGCUGGCUGUCCAGUGUGUCCAGAGGAAUCUAAUGGUGUUCCAGGUGGUGAAGGACUGGCCUUGGUGGCAGAUGCUGUGUCAUAUCCGGCCCUUAUUGAGUAUCACCAUUGGGGAGGACCAGCUCCGGGCAAAGGAGGAAGAACUCACUGCCCUGAAAAAGAAACUAGAGGCGUCUGAGAAGUCACGGAAUGAGCUUCGGCAGAGCACAGACCUGCUGGAGAGCAAGAUCACUGACCUGACCACCGAGCUCUCUGAUGAGCGCUUCAAAGGAGAAGUGGCCUGCCGGGUCCUGGAGAGCGAGCGGGCCGAGCGUCUCCGGGCCUCCAGAGAGAUCCAGGAGCUGAAGAGUAAAUAUGAACAAACACAGAAGAGUUUGGGGUCAGUGGAGAAGCAGCUGGAGGAGGCCCAGCAGAAAAUUGAAUUGUGUGAAGCAGGGAAGUCUCAUUCUGGAGAAGCUGAUGACUGGCAGACACGAUUUGACUGUGCACAGACAGAAAUCGAGUUUCUCAGAAAGCGCCUCCUGAUGUGUGAGGAGAGACUAGACUCUGAACUGUCUUCCAGAAAGGAACUGGAAGAGAAGCUCAGGGAAGCUCAGAACACCUGUGAGGAGGUCAGGAGAAGCUCUCAUCAGCUGAAGAAGAAGUGCUGUAAUCUGACCUGUGACCUCGAGGACACCCGAGUACUGCUGGAGAACCAGCAGAGUAGGAAUCAUGAACUGGAGAAGAAGCAAAAAAAGUUUGAUAUGCAAUUAACCCAGGCUAUUGGCGAAUCAUUGUUUGAAAGGGGCCUCCGGGAGAAACUGUCCCAGGAAAAUGCUAGCAUCCGGUGGGAGCUUGGCAUACUUCAGAGCAAGUUAGAGGAAAGGGAGCAGGAAACUCUGGGUCUGAAACAGAAGCUUGAGAUGCUGAAGAGUCAAACCACUGACUUAGGGCCCCUUGGGGUGGAAGCCGUAGAUGCCUUACAGAGAGAGCUCUGGGACCUGAAGUCCAGUGCCUUCGAGCAGCAGCAGAUACAGAGUGAGCAAGAGACUACGAUUAAGAAACUGGAGCAGCUGCGAGUUCGGUUUGAGAUGGAGAUCGAGCGGAUGAAACAGAUGCAUCUCAAGGAUCAGGAGGACAAAGAGGAAGAGCUGGAGGAUGUGCGCCAGUCCUGCCAAAAGCGGCUACGGCAGUUGGAGAUGCAGUUGGAACAGGAAAGUGAGGAGAAGAAGAUGGUCCUCCAUGAGAAGCAGGAUUUGGAAACCCUCAUUGGGACACUUUGUGAACAGAUUGGUCAUCGAGACUUUGACGUGGAAAAACGCCUCCGCCGAGACCUGCGGAGGACCCAUGCCCUCCUGUCUGAUGUGCAGCUUCUCCUGUCGAACGCUGAGGACUCCCAGACAACAGUCAGUAAGGAAGAGCUGGAGAAGGUUCAUGUUAAGCUAGAAGAAAGCGAGGCCAAGUGUGCAGAUGCUCAGAACACUCAGAAGCUGCUGGCCCAGGACCUGGAGAACAUGCAUAAUGAGCUGGAGAACAUUACCAGGAACAAGAAUCUGGUUGAUGAGCAGCUGUAUCGGCUGCAGCUGGAGAGAGCUGACCUCCUGAAGCAUAUUGAUGAAGACCAGGAGGAUCUGAACGAGCUAAUGAAGAAACACAAAGAACUCAUCGCCCAGUCUUCCCAAGACAUUGUGCAGAUUCAGGAACUGCAGCUGAACCUGGAAGAAGCAAAGAAGGAGAAGCAAAGCCUCCAGGAAAAGCUGCACAUCGCUCAGUCCCGCAUCGAGCACCUAGAGAAGACGACGGUGGAUCGCAACAUUGUCUGCCGCCAGGAAGCGUUGGUCUGUGACCUGGAGAGCAAGCUGGAGUUCCACAAAGUCCAGAUUAAGAGAUUUGAGGUGCUGGUGAUUCGACUUCGGGACAGUACGCUCAAGAUGGGUGAGGAGCUGGAGAAGGCUGUGAACUCUGAGGCUGAGCAGAAGGAGUCCUGCCAGUAUUACCAGAGGAGAAUGGAAGAGAUGAAAGCUGACAUGGCAGAGCUGAUGAAGCAGGAAGCAGAGACCAGCCGUCGGUGCCUCGAUCUGGAGAAGAAUGUGGAGGAGCUCCUGGCAGUGAAGCUGACAUUACAGGCCGACCUCGAGGUAUCCAUCCGGCGAAUUGCUGAUCUGCAGGCUGCCCUGGAAGACAUGGACUCCUGUCCUAGUGAUGACAGAGAUAAUCAAUCCCUCCUGAAAUCCUCUGUAAGCUCUCAGCCAAUGGAAAGCGUCAGAUCCUGGCUGAGUUUGUCCCCAAGCCCAACUCUGUCCAGGUCCAGCCUCAGAGGGAGAAGUCCUUCACAGCAGUCGGCCAAUGGUAGCAGAGUUCUGGAUCAGAGGAUGCACCGAGAGGCCAGAGAUGCUGAGGGGAGCCAACCGACAUCUUUGAGGACUGACAUCCAAUCUCUAGGGGAUAAAAGCUUUGCCCGACGACCCACCUCACCUUUCACCUUCCAGAGUCAGGAUCACAAUAAAACUAUUGGAAAUGAGAGUUCUGAGACGUGGAGAGACACAGUCAGCAAGUCAAAGGGUCACUCAUUGAUGACAUCACCGACUUUGGAGAAAAAGCUUCCAAGUUCCUCCUGGGCCCUUUCUGAAUUUAUUGAAGGAUUCCGGAGACAACGAUCAGAGAAAGAGCAGGAUGCAUUAGGUGCAGAAGACUGGCCCACUUUACCCAUUUACCAGACCACUGGCGCGUCAUCUCUGAGGAGGUCUUUGGAGACGGUGACACUCCCAGAAAAGCCACCUCUGGAAACUGAAACAGAGAGCCCACGAUCUGGGCUGUUAAGGUCCACCAGCCUCAAGUGUCUCUCCUCGGACAAAUCUGACCCAUCCCUCUCUUUACCCGCUCCUCCGAAAUCAAUGCACAGGUCCUAUGAGUCACUCUUAGAGUCUGAGAACACAGAAGGCCGUUUCAGCGGGAGGCUAAGCUCAUCAGUGGGAGAUGGCCUGGGGAAGUUUGCUCAGUCCAAGCUGCGGCUUAGGAGGCCAUGCAUUGAUGCGCCCCUAGAGGAAGCAGAGGACCCAGACUUGGGGAAAGAAUCCCUGGUCUUUCAGAACCGAAGGUUCUCCAACCUGCUGAAUGAGCCUUUGGAACCUGACUUGCUGUCUUGGAAGCUGCCAAGAUAUGAACAGAAACCCAAAGUGACUUUUGAUGACUAUGUCCCAGCCAUCCGGAAAUCCAGCUCUCCCAUGAGAGCCAGGAAGGACAGAGGAGAUAGCCUGAAGCCUGGGACCAGUAUGUAUAAGAGUGAGACUUCUUCAGAUUGUCUGUUCUUGGGAAGUAGCAGUACCUUCCGGGGAAACCUGGAACCCAAGGAGGACACAGGUCACCUGUCUGACUCUUCAUCAUCUUCGAGCUCCGCCAUGUCCUACAGAAGCGCAGACAGCAUCAAGAGCCGCCCAGGAUCCCAAAAACAAGAUGAGGAGAGCGAUAGGAGAUCCCGAUAUGGAACAUGGAUGGAUGCUGAAAGGCAAGAUGAGGUGGAGAGCAUCAUGAAGAAAUAUCUCCAGAAAUAGGGAAUGGCCCAGCAUUCAGAGUCUUGAGUUCCCGGAAAGCUUCCCCUGCUGUUCAGCUUUUCAAAGAGAAAUACGCAGGAGGCCUCUGCAUCUCCCUGUCUGUAGGCGAUGCCACCGAAAAAUAUUCCCAAUGGAUUCUGACAGGCCUGAGGAUUUAUUUUGUAAGAGGUUCUGGGGUUUGGACAGUGAUUUAUACAGAAUAAAACCAUGGUGGCAUCUUUGAAUGAGUGUGGC
This is a messenger RNA of Phascolarctos cinereus (koala), 7846 nucleotides long. It is a transcript of the gene MYO18B, whose product is annotated as myosin XVIIIB. The record is from RefSeq and is a predicted model, not a curated record. Gene Ontology annotation, cellular component: myosin filament; cytoplasm; unconventional myosin complex. Gene Ontology annotation, biological process: actomyosin structure organization. Lineage: Eukaryota; Metazoa; Chordata; Mammalia; Diprotodontia; Phascolarctidae. Gene Ontology annotation, molecular function: actin filament binding; ATP binding; cytoskeletal motor activity.